AUGAAGAAAGAAGGGGAAAGAAAGUCCGAUUUCUUGAUUUCUGAUUUCAUGGGCGUUGACACAUGUAUUUGUACAUCGAUGAAGAUGAGAAGGAAAGUACGAAGUGGCUGCAAGGUCCAAUGGAUGUCGAUCGAUUGCAGGCUAAGGAAAGCACGAAGCGGCUGCAAGGUUCCUCAUUCCCUGGUGGAUAUUCUUCAACAGCUCAGCCAAGCUUUUGCUAACGCAUAUGAUUCCUUGAUGAAAGCCUACUUAGAACAUAAUAAGUUUGGUAAUCUUCCAUAUGGUUUUCGGGCGAACACUUGGUUGGUUCCUCCAUCCAUUUUGGACUCAGAAUCAAACUUCCAGCCACUUCCAUCAGAAGAUGAAAACUGGGGUGGUAAUGGUGGAGGCCAAGGGAAAAAUGGUCAACAUGACCAUAUACCAUGGGCCACAGAGUUUGCAAUGUUAGCCAACCUUCCUUGCAAGACUGAGGAAGAAAGGGUGAUUCGUGAUCGAAAGGCAUUCUUGCUUCAUAGCUUGUUUGUUGAUGUCUCUAUCUUUAAAGCUGUUUCAACCAUACGCAAAGUCAUAGAUUCUGUUGCAACAUCAAACUGUUCUCCAGGAUCAAUAGUACGUGAUGAUCGUGUGGGGGACUUGUUUAUUACAGUGAGGCGUGAUGCAGCUGAUGCAAGCUCAAAGUCAGAAGUGAAGGUAGUUGGUGUUGGAUCUCCUACCAUGUCUUCUGAUGAAGUUGUUAUAACAAAUUUACUCAAAGGAAUAACAGCAGAUGAGAGUGCAGUAGUCCAUGUAACAACUGUAAAGAUUGUUGGUGACAUCAAAAAGGCAAAGUUCAUAUCACAAGAUAUAUCGAUUGAUGAUCAACCAGAAAGUGGAGCUAAUUCCCUUAACAUUAACAGCUUAAGGGCUCUGCUUCCCAACUCAAGAGAUGUGGAAUUGUCAGGAUCCCUGUCAUCUGAACAGGGGAAUUUUGAAGCUUCAAGGUGUUUGGUUGAACAGGGGAAUUCUGAUUCUGUCAUAAUAGAAUCUUGAAGAUGAACAUUGUAUGGAAUGAAGAUGAACAAUGACCACCGAUCUUCCAAAAAGAAUGGAUUAUUCUACCAGAAUAAUAUACAAUAUAAUGAAAAACAAAUAAAUGUAAUAGUAUAUUCUGGUAGAAUGAUUUAUAUAUGGUGUUUUUUGUUAUUAAUAAGUGUAACAUUCUCAUAGAA
Molecule: messenger RNA, 1208 nt
Organism: Lactuca virosa
Lineage: Eukaryota; Viridiplantae; Streptophyta; Magnoliopsida; Asterales; Asteraceae
Source: the annotation of a GenBank genome assembly